Molecule: messenger RNA, 900 nt
Organism: Schistosoma turkestanicum
Lineage: Eukaryota; Metazoa; Platyhelminthes; Trematoda; Strigeidida; Schistosomatidae
Source: the annotation of a GenBank genome assembly
AUGCCUAGAUUUGCCCAGCUGGUGAUAGGACCAGCUGGUUGUGGUAAAUCAACCUAUUGUAGUACAAUGCAAGCCCAUUGUGAAACGUUGAGGAGGAAAGUUGAUGUAGUUAAUUUGGAUCCUGCAGCUGAGUUUUUCGAAUAUACUCCACUAGCAGAUAUAAGAGAUCUCAUCCAUUUAGAUGAUGUAAUGGAAGAUGAAUCCAUACGUUUGGGUCCGAAUGGUGGACUUAUUUUCUGCUUAGAAUAUCUUCAACAAAAUUUGGAUUGGUUGGAUACAGCACUUGGUGAUAUGGAUGGAGACUAUUUAUUAUUUGAUUGUCCUGGUCAAAUCGAAUUAUAUUCCCACUUACCAAUCAUGCCACGAAUAAUUGAAUAUAUGCAAAGAAAAUGGGAUUUUCGUUUUGUUACAAUAUUUAUUUUGGAUGCUAGAUUUCUUGUAGAUUCAUCACAUUUUUUGGCUGGUGUAUUGUCUGCCCUUUCUGCUAUGGUGUCCUUAUCAACUGCUCAUAUAAACGUAAUGUCUAAACUGGAUUUGCUAUCUGAACAAAAACAAAAGUAUGUCAUAGCUCGUUAUCUGAAUCCUGAUAUGGAUUACUUUUUUGAUCUGGAUCAAGUGUUUGAUGGAGGUGAGGAACAUCAUGAAAAGGAAGCACCGUUUAAUAAACUUACUCAUGCAUUAGCUGACCUAAUUGAACGUUACAGUGUAGUUCAUUUUGCCCCACUGAAUAGGGAUAAAGAAGAUACUAUAACAGACUUACUAGUUCAGAUUGAUCAAUGUUUGCAGUAUGACGAAGAAGUUGAUCCUUCAAAUCGAGCUUUUGACGAUGCUGAACAAGAAUUAAUUAGAUUUCAAGGUGAAAAUGAUGGUGACGAUGAUGCUUCACGAAACUCUGGAUAA